Messenger RNA from Lycium ferocissimum, 291 nucleotides. RefSeq names its product 16 kDa phloem protein 2-like. The record is from RefSeq and is a predicted model, not a curated record. The transcript has 4 exons. The coding region runs from base 1 to 291 and encodes 96 amino acids. Lineage: Eukaryota; Viridiplantae; Streptophyta; Magnoliopsida; Solanales; Solanaceae.
AUGCCUGUAGGAACACUUGAAGUUUAUAUUGCAGAUGCCAGGGACCUUGAAGAUCAAAAUUGGCUCACUGAUAUGAAUCCAUAUGUGGUCAUCACCUGCCGUACUCAAGAAAAGAAAACAAGUACAGCAUCAGGUGAAGGAUCUGAUCCUGAGUGGAAUGAAAGCUUCCUUUUCACCAUCAGUCGUGGUUGUGAUGAAAUUAAUAUCAAAAUUAUGGAUGAGAACACUUUCGGUUCUGAUGAUUAUAUUGGAGAAGCAACAAAACAUUUUUCAGCAAAGCAGGGAAAAUGA